CUCAUGUCAAAAAGUCUCCAACUGAUAAUGAUUUACAGUUUGCUCCCGCCGUGCGUGUCUGGUUUGUUUGACUUACCAAAACCACUGAAUUUCUGUUGUCCGGCCCUUUUAACUGAUUCAACACCCGGAUCUCCAGUCGCUACAAUGGGGACUGCUGCCUUGGAUUCAGUCAAGGACAUAACAUCGGGAGCCGCCGGAGGUGUAGCGCAGGUUUUGAUAGGCCAACCUUUCGAUCUCGUAAAAGUGCGCCUUCAAACCCAAGGCGGAGGAGGACAUGCCCUGGGCCUAGUCCGCAGCAUCUGGAGUAAAGAAGGGCCUUUGGCUUUUUACAAGGGCACUCUUGCUCCGUUGCUAGGUGUCGGUGCUUGUGUCAGCAUACAAUUCGGCGCGUUCCAAUUCUUCCGCCGUCGACUCGAAGAGUAUCGCGGAAUUUGUCCAGCCGACGCAAGAUCAAAUACGAAAUCACUCUCCUUGACUGAUUUCUACCUCAUAGGAGGAGCCGCCGGCCUGACCAACAGCAUCAUCUCCGGACCGAUCGAACACGUUCGAAUCAGGCUUCAGACACAACCCAGCGGCGCGGCACGCCUGUACUCUGGCCCUUGGGACUGCGUGCGCAAGAUCACGCAGCACUCUGGCAUCAAAGGCCUGUACCGCGGGCAAGUCGUCACUCUUUUCAGAGAGUUCCACGGGUACGGCAUCUGGUUCGCCGCGUAUGAGGGAUUUCUCAGUAUGGCGAUGGCGUGGGAAGGCGUCAAGGACAGAAGAGACUUGGCUAGCUGGAAGAUUGCCGUCUGUGGAGGUCUUGCGGGCGAGGCGCUAUGGCUGGGGAGUCAUCCGCUCGACGUGAUCAAGAGUAAGAUGCAGAGCGACGGGUUUGGGGGAGAUCAAAAGUACUUGACCAUGAGAGAUGCUUUCAGUCAGACUUGGAGAGAGGGUCGCUUUCGGGGACUGUUUCGAGGACUUGUUCCAGCGCUGUUGAGGGCGAUGCCCGUUUCCGCUGGGACUUUUGCAACGGCCGAGCUUGUUAGGGGGGCUCUCAGUUGAGAUUCCCCAACAUAGAGACGACCCAUAUGAUAGAAUUAAGGUAGAU
Molecule: messenger RNA, 1090 nt
Organism: Colletotrichum acutatum
Lineage: Eukaryota; Fungi; Ascomycota; Sordariomycetes; Glomerellales; Glomerellaceae
Product: mitochondrial carrier domain-containing protein
Exons: 6
Coding region: 4-1044 (346 amino acids)
Biological process (GO): mitochondrial L-ornithine transmembrane transport
Cellular component (GO): mitochondrion
Molecular function (GO): L-ornithine transmembrane transporter activity
Source: RefSeq, a predicted model, not a curated record